Molecule: messenger RNA, 2330 nt
Organism: Branchiostoma belcheri (Belcher's lancelet)
Lineage: Eukaryota; Metazoa; Chordata; Leptocardii; Amphioxiformes; Branchiostomatidae
Product: glutamate receptor ionotropic, kainate 3-like
Exons: 15
Coding region: 43-2118 (691 amino acids)
Biological process (GO): modulation of chemical synaptic transmission; synaptic transmission, glutamatergic; monoatomic ion transport
Cellular component (GO): plasma membrane; postsynaptic membrane
Molecular function (GO): glutamate-gated receptor activity; transmitter-gated monoatomic ion channel activity involved in regulation of postsynaptic membrane potential
Source: RefSeq, a predicted model, not a curated record
AUCGUUAGCGUUAUAAAGGUACAAGAUUUUUAGUCCGACACCAUGGAUGAACCAGGCAGUGUUCUACGUGUAGCUGUGUUCGAGAGACCACCAUUUGUGGUAAAAGAAGCAAGUCCCACGGGAUAUGAGUGGGUUGGAUUUUGCAUCAGUCUGCUGGAAGAGUUGUCCAGAAUUCUGAACUUCAACUACGAACUGUACGAAACUCCGGAUGGGAUUUCCGGAAACGAACUGCCUGAUGGAACCUGGUCAGGGGUCAUUGGAGAAAUUACUUCCGGGAAAGCUGAUCUUGCCGUGUCAGCGUUGUCCAUCACGUCUCUGAGAGAGAAAGCAGUGGACUUCACCAAACCGUUUAUGGAGUAUGGGAACGUGCUGGUCAUGCGCAAACCAUCGGAGCAGGACAGGGACCUGCUUGCCUUUGUACAUCCUUUCCAGUGGAAGGUAUGGCUGUGUAUUGCCGUCAGCAUGUUCACCGUCGGGAUCCUGCUGUUCCUGACCAGCAGACUGCGGCUGAAGAUGAACGCCGGGGACAGACAUGCCGAUAACGACAGGGCCUUUAACUUGAGAAACAGCCUCUGGUUCGUCUACUGGUCCAUGGUGCGGAAAGGAGGGGAGCCACCACCUCGGUCUCUGUCCACGCGGAUCAUGGCCGGGUUCUGGUGGCUGUUCGUGCUGAUUGUCGUGUCCACUUACACCGCCAACCUCACGGCCUUCCUCACCGUCAAACGCCUCAAACACCCCGUCACGUCUCUGGAUGACCUCGCCUCGCAAACCAAAGUAAAGUACGGCAUCGUCAACCACGGGUCGCUGUACGAUUUCUUCCAGAGCCAAGUAGGAACGAGUUCUAGCUACGAAAGACUCUGGCACGGUAUGACAGCAAAACCAGAAGAUAGCUUUGUCAGCUCGCUGGAGGAGGGGAUGAAGCGGACAAGACAGAAGGCUGACCUGGCCGUUUCCGCCCUGACAAUUACGUCACUGAGGGAAAAGGUUGUUGACUUCACCAAACCUUUUAUGGAGUAUGGAAACGUACUCGUCAUGCGCAGACCGUCACAGGAGGAUAGGCACAUCCUGGCGUUUACCCAUCCUUUCCAUUGGCAGGUCUGGUUGUGUAUCGUUACCUGCAUGUUCACGGUCGGGAUCCUGCUGUUCCUGACCAGCAGACUGCGGCUGAAGAUGAACGCCGGGGACAGACAUGCCGAUAACGACAGGGCCUUUAACUUGAGAAACAGCCUCUGGUUUGUCUACUGGUCCAUGAUGCGGAAAGGAGGAGAGCCACCACCCCGGUCUCUGUCCACGCGGAUCAUGGCCGGGUUCUGGUGGCUGUUCGUGCUGAUUGUCGUGUCCACUUACACCGCCAACCUCACGGCCUUCCUCACCGUCAAACGCCUCAAACACCCCGUCACGUCUCUGGAUGACCUCGCCUCGCAAACCAAAGUAAAGUACGGCAUCGUCAACCACGGGUCGCUGUACGAUUUCUUCAAAGCGCAAGAGAGCACAAGUUCUAUCUAUGAAAGACUUUGGUACGGCAUGAAGGCAAACCCUCAGGAAAGCUUUGUCAGUAACCUUCACGAGGGGAUGGACAGAGCGAGACAGGGAGGAUAUGCCUUCAUAACAGAUGGCACGUAUUUCGUGUACGAGGCAAUGAAAGACCCUGAAUGCCGGUUGAGCAUGGUUGGAGCACCGUUCGUCUAUGGCGGCUAUGGGAUUGCAACAAGGAACCACAGUCACUGGACAGAGAAACUCACUGUCGGCAUCUUACAGUUGCGAGAGUUGGGCAGAAUCAACACGCUGAGGGACCGAUGGUGGCCAAAGUCAGAAUGUUCCCUAGAUGGGUCUAAUCCCAGGCCCAAUGCCAGCGGUCUAACAUUAGCUGACCUGAAGGGAGUGUUUUACCUGUUGUUCUGUGGUCUGAUGCUCGGAGUUGUCGUUGCUCUUUGUGAAAUCUACUGGCAGAAAACACAUCACGCCAAGGAGAGUCAACACACCAUGCCUAUGGACGAAGGCCAUGAGUGCACAGACCAUGCCUUAUUAAGGGAGUGUAUACGAAGGGUCGAACUUGGUGAGAUUCGCGUCGUCUUUCAGAAGAUCGAGUCAACGAACAACAAAGACGGGAAUCCGUGAAAGACAAUAAAUAGACAAGUCGUUCUGAGUGCUUUAUUCUAAAACAUAUCAUGUUUCUUCUGUUGACCGUGCCUUUACUAUUGAAAGACCAUGUUGAUGAAAUCAAAAUGGUGCUAAAUGUAGGCCAGCUAUAUCAUAUGCGAUUUUAUUGGAAACUACUUCUACUACAACAUUUACUGACACAGAGCUAAAACUUUUUGUUUGUUUGUUUG